This is a messenger RNA of Sporisorium graminicola, 2106 nucleotides long. RefSeq lists its product as uncharacterized. Gene Ontology annotation, biological process: N-acylethanolamine metabolic process; N-acylphosphatidylethanolamine metabolic process. Gene Ontology annotation, molecular function: N-acylphosphatidylethanolamine-specific phospholipase D activity; methyltransferase activity. The transcript has a single exon. The record is from RefSeq and is a predicted model, not a curated record. The coding region runs from base 1 to 2106 and encodes 701 amino acids. Lineage: Eukaryota; Fungi; Basidiomycota; Ustilaginomycetes; Ustilaginales; Ustilaginaceae. Gene Ontology annotation, cellular component: cytoplasm; membrane-bounded organelle.
AUGUCGUCCACCACCGCUUCCUCCGCAAAGGCCGCUUCUUGGACGUUCUCCAAGCCCGAGCAGAACAGCGCUGUAGCACCUGCUUUCUAUCAGACGUCGCCUCCUCCCCACUGGUCCAAUGUUCCCAAGCCAUCAAGGAGUGAUGCUAUACUAGACGUAACACGUAGAAAGUUCAAGUCUCCCUGGCCGUCCGCAGCGUCGCAUGGUGUACUUGGCUUCCUCCGUGCGCGACUCUUCGAUUGGGACGAGCCGCCCCUGCCUCCGAAAACUGCCGCCUCCGCUGGCGAUGCCAUCCUCCCACCCGUCAACAAACCCACUUGGGUGCCUCCCACCAGCACUGGCGCUGACGACGAGAACAUCACCUUCACCUGGCUCGGUCACGCUAUCUGCCACCUCCAGAUCCCGAUCGGCAACGGCAAAAAGGUCACCAUCCUCUGCGACCCCGUUCUCUCCCGACGUGUCUCCCCUGUACAAUGGUUCGGUCCCGAACGGUACACCGAUGCACCCGUGACCGUCGAGGAGAUCGCACACGCUACCGAAGCAGAAGGCAAAAACGCAUGGCCUGACCUGCUCGUCCUCUCGCACAACCACUACGACCAUACCGACUACACCACCAUCCAGAAGCUCCUCAACCCUGCCUCCCCCGGCGUCAAGCGACCACAUGUGUUCUGUACGCUCGGUACCAAGCAGUGGUUCCAAUCCAAUUUCGCGCUGACCGACGCCGAAGUGACCGAGUGCGAUUGGUGGCAGCAGAGCACGGUCUCACUUGGUGGGGAGGCGGUGCUUCAACUCACCUGUGUACCUGCACAGCACUUUUCGGGUCGCAGCAUCAACGAUCGUGAUCGCACGCUGUGGGCGGGCUGGACGUUCCAUGCAGUCUCGGAAGCUUCCCACAAGGCGAGGGUCUACUUUGCUGGCGACACAGGUUACCGCAGUGUACCGAGGGGGAUGCCCAAGGAGCAGGAGGACACGUUGCCGACCUGUCCUGCCUUCAAAGAGAUCGGCGAAGCGUUGGGGCCGUUUGACGUUUCGUUGAUACCAAUUGGGGCGUAUCUACCCCGAAACGUCAUGUCGACCGUUCACCUCGCCCCGCACGAUUCGGUGCUUGUGCAUCGCGAUGUGAAGAGCAGGCGGUCGUACGGUAUUCAUUGGGGAAGUUUCCGAUUGACACCGGAAGACGUCAACGAGCCACCCAAGCUGCUGGUCGAAGAGGCGAAGCGGCAGGGGAUCGAUCCGAACGAAUUUGCGACCAUCGAGAUCGGGCAGAGCGUGUCAAUCCCCGUUGCUUCGCCGUCGGCCGCAUCCACCGCUCCCGCCUCCGAAGCGAAGGAGCACCCGGUCAAGGAAAGCGAGGAGGCACUACCCGAGUCCAAGCUCGGCACGAAGCAGCACUGGGACGACGUCUACGCGCGCGAGGUGACCAACUUCAACGAGAUUGGCGAAGAGGGCGAGGUGUGGUUUGGCGAAGACGCCGUGAUGCGCAUGAUCCGCUUUCUCGAAUCGUACUACACCGAAACCGUUGCUGGAACCUUUUCUUCUUCGGACGCCUCCACGUCCCCAACAGUGCUGGAUUUGGGCACGGGCAACGGUCAUCUGUUGUUCGAAAUGCUCGAGUCGUCAGCGGAACUAGAAGACGUGAUGACAGCGGCGCGGUUGGUGGGGAUCGACUACUCGCCUGCGUCGAUCGAGCUCGCGCGUUCCAUUGCGGCCAAGCGCGGUGGCGAUUGCGAGCGGGUUCACUUUUCCACCGCUGACCUCCUGGACUCUGACUCGGUGCAAAACCUGUACACUCUACCCAAGACCCAGUUGGACGCAGAGGAAGGAUGGGACCUCGUAUGCGAUAAGGGCACCCUCGACGCCAUCGCGCUCUCGUCCCAGCCGGUCAACGGCGCGCUGCCAAUCGACCUCUACUCGAACGCCGUACACACUCUGGUGAAGAAGGGAGGAAUUUUCUUGAUCACCUCUUGCAACUUUACCGAACAAGAACUCGCCACCCGCUUCACCUCCAGAGACUUUGAGGUCGAACAAGUGCUUCCCACGCCUUCGUUCACAUUUGGCGGUGCCAAAGGUUCCACCACCACUUCCAUCGCCUUCAAGAGAGUCUAA